AUGCCAGACCACACCAACCUUCCAGAAGGUGAUGUCCCCAAUUCCAUGUUGUGGCCGAGAGCUCCUGCAUCCAUGGUCACCAAAGAAGACAUUAUCCUUCACCAACAGGAGGUCCUCUUCAAGAAGUUGAUUGCCUUGGACACCAAGGCUGAGGAACGCCACCAGGCCAGCCAAAGAGAGCAGAAGAAAGUGAACACCUUGCUGGGCCUGGUCGCCGCACAUCUCGAGAUCGAUCCGAAGUCCCUGGCUUCAACAAAGGCUUCAACAAAGAGCAUGAAGGCCACCAGAAGACCUGCGGCCAAGGCUGCCGUCCACAGCCUUCGAGAUGCCUUGAAGGAUGAUAUAUUGAUGGUCUCAAAAGCAUACGUUAAGGAGCAUCCUGGUACUCUUCUGAAGACCCUGACCACGAAGGUCAAGGAAGAAGGUUUGGUGACCAAGUGGGCUUCGUGGGUAGAGGCGCAUCUUCAGGAUGAACAUCGUGCUGAGUUUCGUGGAUUUGACGAAGAGAAGAAGGGUUGGGCAUACAAGGAGGCUGCCAAGGGGGUCUUUCCCACCACGACCACGACCACGACCACGACCGCAACUGGAAUCAGGGGCAAGGGCAAAAGGGCUGCUGAAGAUGCAGAGUCGCACGACGUCUCUGCUGACCAGGACCACGACGAAACCGGAAGUUCGGGUCCAGCGAAGCGCUCAAGAAAGACUAGAGCGAACAAGACGUCUAUCCUAGUUGAUGAUGAUGACGAAGAGGAGUCCGACGACCGCCAGCCUCAGACAUCCCAAGACGGGGAGUACGAGGGCAACACUCUUGUCGACGAGAAUGAGGAUGAGAAUCAUGAUGAAAACAACUCUUAG
Molecule: messenger RNA, 852 nt
Organism: Aureobasidium pullulans EXF-150
Lineage: Eukaryota; Fungi; Ascomycota; Dothideomycetes; Dothideales; Saccotheciaceae
Exons: 2
Coding region: 1-852 (283 amino acids)
Source: RefSeq, a predicted model, not a curated record